AUGGCAGUCAGCGGAGAGGGGACUACAAUUUAUUUGAGAUGGCAACCGCCUCCGCCAACGGGGAAAACCUCCGCCAACGAGCGCGUUGGAGACUCGGCGGCGUUCUCAAGCUCGUCCUUUUUGCCGGUCGUCGGAGAUAGGGAUGAGUUGGGGAAGAUGAAGGGCGGUUCGCGAUCGAAGAGAAGAGAGGAGGGAGACUCGACGGCGUUCUCGAGCUGGAGAAGGCGAAGGACAACGGCGUUCUUGAGCAUUCGAGCUCAUCCUUCUCGUCGUUCGCUAGCGGCAACAGUGAGCUAG
Molecule: messenger RNA, 297 nt
Organism: Linum trigynum
Lineage: Eukaryota; Viridiplantae; Streptophyta; Magnoliopsida; Malpighiales; Linaceae
Source: the annotation of a GenBank genome assembly